This is a messenger RNA of Hyaena hyaena (striped hyena), 2954 nucleotides long. RefSeq names its product SET domain containing 4 (gene SETD4). NCBI's taxonomy places the organism in Eukaryota, Metazoa, Chordata, Mammalia, Carnivora, Hyaenidae. Bases 1354 to 2748 code for a protein of 464 amino acids. Gene Ontology annotation, molecular function: transcription coactivator activity; histone H3K4 methyltransferase activity; protein binding. The transcript is spliced from 12 exons. The record is from RefSeq and is a predicted model, not a curated record. Gene Ontology annotation, biological process: peptidyl-lysine dimethylation; positive regulation of transcription by RNA polymerase II; peptidyl-lysine trimethylation.
UUCUCUGCUUUAUGAGAGAUUUUCAGAGUUCACUUGUUUUAUACUAAGUUUGAUAGAUUUUGUUAAAGUACAUGGUCGGGUAUUUUGGGGUUUGUCUGAUAUUUUCCUCAAGGAGAAACUGAGAUUAUGAGUUUUGGGGAGGAAUACCACAGAGAUGAACUACCCUUCUUAUAUCUGGGGAAUCAUACAUCAACAUGCUUACUAGUCACCCUCAUCACGUGACCAUGGCAGUAUCUGCCAGGUUUCUCUACUGUAGUUGAUUUUCUCCCCUUUCCACAAUGUAGUUUUUGGAAGCAAGUCACUAAGCAUAGAUCGCAAUCAAGGCGGGGAAGGAGGCAGAAAUUAAGCUCCAUAUCCAGGAAGGGUGUGGAUUUCUCUAAGGCUGGUACCCGCAGAGCUAGGCCCAGGCAGGUGAAGUGGGGCGGUGCUAGCCGAGCAAAGGGGCGAGGCCGGGCCGGCUGGGAAGGGAAGGGCGGGGUCGAGCCAAAGGUUGCCAGGUAGGGCCGGAUGCUACCUGGGCCUGAGUGCGAGACCGAUGUCAGUGGGUGGAGGGUCCAAGAGAAGCCUGGCGGCUUUAGGGGUCGGGCCAGGCCGCGCGCACUACUGGUUUCGUCCCCUCUAUUAGAGAACGAAGGACUCCGCAGGCCAGCUCUAUGGAGCUCACCUUCCUCGCCGGGGGCCGCUGGGUUUUCUUUCCACAGGCUCCGGCGGGGCGGGGCGGUCGAGGCGUUUCCGGGACACUGGGCGCACGCGCGGGAAUGCGCAGGCGCAGUCGCACUCUAGGAGGAUGGUACUGCAGUAACGCGAGACGUCCGCGGGGCGACUGAGGACUCGGUUGGUCAGGACUCGCGGCGGGCGGGACUGAACUGGGCCUCUCCCUCAGCUGCCGGGGCUCUUUCCACAACUCGCGUGUCUCUGCGGCGCUGUUUUAGCCUCGCUGUGCCCGCCGCCGCCGAGGUGAGCCGGAAGGACUACGGGGCGACGGACGGUGGUGAACCGGGGGUCCGGGUCCCGGGAUCGGGGCGCGCUGGAGCCCCGUGUGCUUUCACAGUUGGGUGUGAAGAGAACAGCUCAGCUCGCAGACCCCCAGCGGCCCUGGCGUUACGCUGCGACUGCAGUAACCUCCGUCAGCCGGACGUGCUUCAGCGGGUGUAGCCCCUGGACCGCGGUUGAGUCGCUCCGGGGGUGCGCGAGGCCUGCCGGGAGUUCGUACCGCGGGGGCCGUGACCCGCCUCCCGCGCGACUCUGCGCCUGUGAAGCGAGGUACAAAGAACAAUGCUUAUCAUACAAUUGGAAAGAAAGGCAAAGAAAUUAUAUUAGAUUGGGCACCUGAAUAGAAACUGCAGUUUUAGUAUGAAGAUGGGAAGAGGAAGAACAAGCCGGAUCAGAAGACAGAAACUCUUCAGAAAUUCUGUCUCAAGAGGAGUGACUGAGAGUUACAAGCCUGAAUUUAUAGAGCUUAAGAAGUGGCUGAAAGACAGAAAGUUUGAAGAUACAAACUUAAUACCUGCUUGUUUUCCAGGUACAGGAAGAGGACUGAUGAGCAAAACUUCCCUGCGGGAGGGACAGGUGAUUAUUUCAUUGCCUGAGAGUUGCCUGCUCACCACGGACACAGUGAUUAGAAGCUACUUAGGGGCGUACAUCGCUAAGUGGCACCCUCCUCCAUCUCCUCUGCUGGCUCUGUGUACCUUUCUGGUUUCAGAAAAGCAUGCUGGAGACCAGUCUCUGUGGAAACCUUACCUGGAGAUUUUACCAAAGGCCUACACCUGCCCUGUUUGUUUGGAGCCAGAAGUGGUGAAUCUUUUUCCCAAACCUUUGAAGGGAAAGGCCGAAGAGCAGAGAGCCCGCGUGCAAGAGUUCUUUUCUUCUUCCAGAGACUUCUUCUCUUCCCUGCAGCCUCUGUUUUCCGAGGCUGUCGAGAGCAUCUUUAGCUACCGUGCCUUCCUAUGGGCCUGGUGUACGGUCAACACCAGGGCCGUGUACGUGAAGCACAGGCGGAGGCGCUGCUUUUCCGCAGAGCCGGACACCUGCGCACUCGCCCCAUUCCUGGAUCUGCUGAAUCACAGCCCACACGUGCAGGUAGAAGCAGCAUUUAAUGAGGAAACUCGCUGUUACGAAAUUAGAACAGCUUCCAGCUGUAGGAAGCAUGAAGAGGUGUUCAUCUGCUAUGGCCCUCAUGAUAACCAGCGGCUGCUCCUGGACUAUGGAUUCGUUUCCGUCCAUAAUCCUCAUGCUUGUGUUUAUGUCUCAGAAGAUAUACUUGUUAAAUACCUUCCAUCAACAGAUAAACAGAUGAACAAGAAGAUUUCCAUUUUAAAGGAUCAUGACUUUAUAGAGAAUUUGACAUUUGGAUGGGAUGGACCAUCUUGGAGGUUACUCACAGCUCUUAAGUUGUUAUGUCUGGAAGCUGAAGAAUUUACGUGCUGGAAAAGAAUACUUCUGGGGGAAGUAAUUUCAGAUACAAAUGAGAAAACAAGUUUGGACAUAGCCCAGAAAAUAUGCCAUUAUUUCACAGAGGAGACCAAUGCUAUGCUUCAGAAGAUUUCUCAUAUGAAAGAUGAAGAAGUGACUUUGAUAAACCAGCUAACUUUGGUAGAAACAUUGUGGACAGAAGAGCUAAAGAUUCUGCAGGCCUCUGCUAAGAUUCUCAACAGUUUGCAGACACCUUUUAGUGGUGGCCGCCGCUCAGACGCUGAAGGACAUCUUCAGGGGACAGGGCAGGCUCUGUGGAUUCUGGAGUGGAAGUGAUGAUGGACGUGUCGUCCCUCACAGCACUUUGAGAAAUAUUCUCAGAACAGACCCCAGGCCUGCAGGAGGAAGUAGGAGGAAAGCACUGCUCUGUAAGGAGAGGGGCCUGAGGGGCUCUGUGUGUGGCCUUUCCCUGGGUGUCCUGCUUCCCCACUGACUCAGCAGCUAUAAAAGGACAAGAAGUUGUGCUUUUAUUCUGCUCUGAU